Messenger RNA from Tetrahymena thermophila SB210, 2112 nucleotides. RefSeq names its product AMP-binding enzyme family protein. The record is from RefSeq and is a predicted model, not a curated record. The transcript is spliced from 3 exons. NCBI's taxonomy places the organism in Eukaryota, Ciliophora, Oligohymenophorea, Hymenostomatida, Tetrahymenidae.
AUGAAUAUAAUAAAAAACUUUGAUAUUUUCUCUUAACCUAUUUAAUUUAAUGCGUAUAAUUAAAAAAUAAGAAAGAGAUCAUUCUUCGGAGCCUUCUUAACUAUUUCUAUAGUGAUAACAACUCUAAUGUAUUUCAUCUAUUUGCUAAACCUGUUUUUUACUAAUCAAAUUGAUCCUAAAUUUAGAAUGCAAAGUUUUGUUUCAAAAGAUGCCAUAGAUAUUCCUUUAGAUAAUGAAUUUGUUGGGCUUCAGUUUUCGUACAAUUACUAGAAUGGUAAAUAUUAAAGCUUGAGUGAAAUAGAGGCUCAGUAAAACAAAACAUACCUUAUGUUUAUACCUAUUUUAUUAUAGUCAAAUGCAACGAGUUACAAUGUUACACGUCUAAAUAUGACAAAAUGCUAAAAUUAACUUUUAGAUGGUUAUGAUUGCAUAGAUUUUGAUAGCUAUAAAAACUUAUCUUUAACUAUGGACAACAAACUAAAUCUUAAAUCUUACUUAGUUAUUACAGCUUACAGAUGCUAAGACACUGAUUCAAUAAAAACUUUUGUUCCUAAUAAUUGCGCAAACUCUAGUGAAAUAGAUAAAGCAGUCAUAUAUGGAUAACAAAAUAUAAGAUUAAAAACCACAUAAUUUAAUACUUCAUCAAAUAAAAUUGAAACAAAUUUUAAAAAUUAGUUUAUGCAUAAUUUUAAUGGCUAAAUAGGUAUAGGUUCAAUUCAAACAACUAAGCAGAUAACUAAUGUAAAAUCAGGGUUUUUAAUUCAGAAUAAGGAAACAUUUUAUGGCCCAAUAUCACACACUUUCUCUCAACAAACUUUAGAUAAAGCUAGUUAUAUUAAGCAAACAGGAAAUAAAUUGAUUUAUGAAAUUUACAUAAGUGUUGAUGAGAAUAUUUAGCUUUUUAGUAUACAAUAUCCUACCUUUCCUGAUAUCUUGGCUCUUUGCAAUAGUACCUUUAGCUUUAUGAUGAUUUUAGGUUUCUUUGCUAGGAAAAUAGCUCAAAAAAUGAUUAUUUAAGAGAUGUUCAUCUUAAUUUUACAAAAUAUUUAUUAAGAGACUUAUUCUAAGAUAUUGAAAAUAAAUAAAUUUGUAUAAUUCAGCUUGGAUUUGAAGCUCAAACAAAUGCUAGUAGCUAAAAAGGUAGAAGAAGCAGCAAACAAAGAAGAAGACGAUGAUAAAAUUUCUGAAAAAUCUAGCCCUAUAAUAAUUCCAUAUACUUCACCUAAGAUUGGCCAUACUAGAUUUACAAUAAAUACUGAUUUAAUUAACGAAGAGCAGUAGUCUAUUUAAGAUUAGAAUUCCAUCUAUACUUCUUUAGAGCAAAAAACAGAAUUAACUAGGUAAGAUUAUGGAAGUAGGAUUUAAAGUGCUAGACUGAUAUAUAAAAAAAGAAACAAUUCUAUCACAAAUAAAAAUGCAAUAUAGUCGCCAAUUCAACUUAAAAAUAAAUUCAAAAUUAAUUUAUUUAAUUAAAAUUCAACAAAAGCAGAGUCCCCUUCUUCAUUCAAUUUUAUCAAUUAACAAAAAAGUCCAACCUAACAAGAUACAUUAUCAAGGACAUAAUAAUGCAAUUAAACUGCAACAGAUGUUUUAGAUGACUAAAGUCUCUUUUAGACAUUAAGCAAAAAAAUAAAAGCUCUAAGUGAAAAGCCAAUUUCAUAGAAAGUACAAAACCUUCUUUUUAAAACAAGGCUAUGCAAAAAAAGGAAGUUUUUAGAAUCUUAAGGAUUAAAUAAAUAAAUGAUAACUGAUAUGGAAGAAUAAGUAAAUGAUAGUUUAGACUACUUUAAGAUUUACUAAGACAUUCUUAUGUUAAAGAAAGCUAUAUUUAUUCUUUUAAGUAAAGAGCAACUGGCAGCAUUACAACUAGUAGGUUUUUCUGAUAAUUAAGCUCGAUCAUUAACAGAUUUGAAUUCUAAGAGAGAUAUAUUUUCAGCAUAAAUUGGCUAAAGAGAUAAAAAUUAUUUUGAAGAGCAAUUUAAUAUACACAAAUCAAGCGAAAUACAAGCCUAAUACAUUUACUAAUUUAUAUUAAAAUGCUAAAAAUAAAAAAACUUGAGCAUAGUAGAUGAAAGAUUGCUUUCUUCUUUAAAAAUAAACCAUUCAAACUGA